Messenger RNA from Acytostelium subglobosum LB1, 810 nucleotides. RefSeq lists its product as hypothetical. NCBI's taxonomy places the organism in Eukaryota, Evosea, Eumycetozoa, Acytosteliales, Acytosteliaceae. Bases 1 to 810 code for a protein of 269 amino acids. The transcript has a single exon. The record is from RefSeq and is a predicted model, not a curated record.
AUGACAAUUACUGGUCGACCAAAGUAUGCCAUGCUCAAGUACCUCAUGGACAGCCACCUCACAACCAGCACAUCGUACUGGGCGAGAAUCGGAGAGAUUGGAGACAUUGACAUGGCCAUUGAGUACGGCCGUCGUCCGAAAGUUGUGGAAGCAUUGGUGUCAAUUCGUGAAGGUGUCGAUCAAAUGAUGAGGCAAGCGAUCUUGGAGAAUCAGACACAUCUCAUCACGCACAUGAAUACCAAUCAUCCAACUUUGAUAUCACCAAUUAGCUACCGUCAAUACACCGUUGAGUGUGGAAACGUGGAACAAGUCGAAAUGAUUUUUGGAUUGGCACCAGUGUCAAUCAACUUUAGAAAUUAUGUCAAAAAGACUAGCGUAUCAAGUGUCUUUGAGAAUGGUCACGAGGACGAUACCAUGUACCUGAUUUUGAAGAAGGUACUCUUGAAUGACAAUGUGAAUCGUAUCUCAUUGUUGGAAUGUAUACUCAAACACUUUGGUCAAGAGGUCUUGGAACGAAUCAAAUCAACCAUUCUUCCUCUGUUCACCAUGGAUUUGGUCAGACGACAAGAUCAUUUAAUGUUACAGUAUUUAUUGGAUAUUGGUGCCGCUCUCCAACUAAAAGGUGUCAAAACAUGCACUCAAUUCAAGUCGGACACAAUCAUUCAAUCAAUAUUCACACAGUACAAGGAGCAACAAGCAAUGAACAAGAAGAGAGGCCGAGGAGGAAGUAGCGGAGAUAGCCAAGUCGAUAACACAACCAUUCAACAACAGCCACCAACAAAGAUUAACAAGAACGACAACAUAAAAUAA